Messenger RNA from Theileria orientalis strain Shintoku, 480 nucleotides. Its product is annotated as phosphopanTOT_henoylcysteine decarboxylase. Gene Ontology annotation, biological process: coenzyme A biosynthetic process. NCBI's taxonomy places the organism in Eukaryota, Apicomplexa, Aconoidasida, Piroplasmida, Theileriidae. Gene Ontology annotation, cellular component: phosphopantothenoylcysteine decarboxylase complex. The transcript is spliced from 4 exons. Gene Ontology annotation, molecular function: FMN binding; phosphopantothenoylcysteine decarboxylase activity. The record is from RefSeq and is a predicted model, not a curated record. The coding region runs from base 1 to 480 and encodes 159 amino acids.
AUGCCAGUUACCAAAAAUAUUUUAAUUGGAGUGACUGGUUCUGUUUCUGCUAUAAAAAUUCCCGAAAUUGUUCAAAAAUUCCACAAUUUAGCCAAUUCAAAUAACAAUACUGUAAAUAUUAAGAUUGUGAGAACGUUAGCUUCAAAGGAAUACUUUUUUGAUUCCGAAUCCUGCGACCUCUUUGAAGUUUUUGACGACACUGAGAGAGUAAAGUAUACAAAGUCCGAUCCUAUAUUACACAUUGAGACAGACAUUGCAAGGGCAUGGGACAUGAGUAAACCUCUCUGGGUUUACCCAUCUAUGAACACGUGUAUGUACGAACACAAAUUGACUGAAGAGCAAUUGAAUAAGCUAAAAUCAUUUGGAAUAAAGGUAAUACCGCCAAUAACCAAGAAACUGGCUUGCGGAGACUAUGGCAUGGGAGCAUUACCCGAGCCUGACCAAAUAGUGGAAUCUGUAUACAAUUAUAUGUACCGUUGA